Messenger RNA from Hydra vulgaris (swiftwater hydra), 542 nucleotides. RefSeq lists its product as uncharacterized. The record is from RefSeq and is a predicted model, not a curated record. Lineage: Eukaryota; Metazoa; Cnidaria; Hydrozoa; Anthoathecata; Hydridae.
AUGCAACUGUGGUGCUCGCUGGACCAAUUUAAUGUUGCAAAACUUUACGUUUAAAGUUAUUAAACUUAAAAAAAAAAGGUAUAUACAUAUAAUUCUCUCACAGUAACAGUUAAAGUAUCAACACGAAAAUGAGUUUUUUUGUAUUAAGCUUCGUUUCCGUAUUAUUAAUACCAGCAACAGCAUCUACUCAACACGGCGAAUCUUCUCGUUAUACAAGAUGUACUAAAUCCGAGUGUGAUUCCAGUGGAGCAUUGUCAUAUUGCGGACCAAUUGAAAAACCAUGUAAUCCCAACCACGAAGACGCACCUGCAAGUAGCUGUAUAGAACCAAACAAAAGAUGUUGUCGCUCAAUUUGUAAUGGACCAAUGUCUCAUUGUCUUCAUAACAGUCGUGCAUGUUUACCAGGGUAUGAAGAAGCCGAAGGAAAAUGUUUAGUAGAUGGACAUAAAUGUUGCAAGCCCAUUUCUUGAAAUAUGUAGUUAAAGUUAAGUUAAUAAUAAUAAUAACAAUAAUAGUAAUAAAUUAAUUAUAAAAAAGCUAAA